This is a messenger RNA of Amoebophrya sp. A25, 4113 nucleotides long. Lineage: Eukaryota; Dinophyceae; Syndiniales; Amoebophryaceae. The record is from the annotation of a GenBank genome assembly.
CGCGUUCGGUUACUGGUGAACUUCUGGACGCCAAUUCUGCGUCUGCAAGAGAUAGAGAGCUGACCGACUACACUGACUCACAGCAGCUUCUUGGAAUGACAGAAGGAGGUAGUAGUAGAUCAAGAACUGUCUCUAGCACAGCUAGUGGAGUAAGCCGGUCUUUGUCCACCGGCCAGACUUCAAUGGUUUCGAGGAGAUGCGUUCCUCGAUGUACCCGAGUUGCCUGUUGUGCACUAUCACCACAGGGUCAUAUUAUCUGGCGCCUGGGGGAACCGCAUGUUCCUCUGCCCCUGCGACUCUGCAAUUCAUGCGUUUUCGCCGAUGAUGGAUACUGACUUCAACUUGAGGUUGUGGUUGUGCUUGCCCUCGCAUAUACUCCCUGACAGAACAUUUUCUUCAUGCUUACAAUACAACAUAAUUCUAGAGGAAAAACAUAGAGUAAUCUUCACAGUAUGCCUACGCGAGAUUGCAUUGAGUGCAAACCCGCUGUGCCCUAUGCACAUAUCAUACACAAGUUGACGAUCUGGAUCUGCCUGCGCCAGAAGUCCGCCUCCAAAACAGCGAAUUAAUUCAGCUCCUCAAGUGCCAACCGCCAAAAUGAUGCUCAAGAACAGCUGAACAGCAGCACAUUUAGUGUUCACGGCAGUAGAACACGUCUUAUCAUAUCAUUAUGCUCUCUGUAGUUGUGACACAAUCACCGAAGACGGACCAGUAUCUAGUUGAGAUCAUAAGCUGUUAUUCAACAGCUUCGAGCAAGAAGAAGAACAGUCCUCAGUAAAACCAUGUAAGCCAUAAACGUCAGAAGCCACUACACCAUUAAGGAUGGCGGCGCCUGUCGUCCGUCUCGUGGUCUCAGGCGUCCUCCUCGCGCUAUCGGGUCAACAAGUAGGUGCACAAGAGCUCGAUUGCGCUGAAGCUGCGUGUCUUCCAGGGUAUUCGAAGAUAUAGAUACACAUAGCUAUAUUAGCAUACUAGACAUCUUAUUAUUUCCACAGGUGAUAAUAGCUUAGAGAAUCAACUAGUUGUUGUAUACCAACCUAGAUGAAGUUACCUUUUAUUUCUUUUCGUACGUUAACGUUUUUCACGUCAGCACUCUGGACGAAAGUAACGUCGUUAAAUUUGAUUUUGUUGAACUGCCAGUCCCGACGCUACUCCGCUGACCGAGUUGGAGUCGUUAUCUGCAGAGAAGCUGGAGAAAAAGCAUGCAGAAGUGACGAAGGCUUUUUCCGAUGCCAAGCGUGAAUUAGAGGAUAAAAAGAGGGCCUUGCGGGACAAGAAGGCCUCGCAGACGCAGUCGCUACACCAACUAGAACAGCAGAUAGAUCGCAUUCAAGACGAGCAUGCAGAUAAACGAGCAGAGGCUAGAGAGGGUAAGUAAUUACUCUAAAGUUCAAGUUGUCUUGUUGUAUUAGUUCCGAUACCUGCAUCAAGAUCAAUAUUAAAGUUCGAAGACGUGAAGAUGUUUCUGUAACUCGUCUAAGUAACAGUUGUUGUGCGUUUGUCAACAGCAUGAAGAUUUAGUUCAUUUUUUUGGCCAUGUCUUCCUCUUCGUUGAUAAAGAACAUAGAUGAAACCCUUAAAGCUAAUCCUCCCACUUCCGCGCUACGAGGACCGUUCACCCAUGAAAUCGCCGCGGGCUUUGUCACUCGGUUGCCCCCUAAAUUGGAAAGCUGUGGAAGCCGUGGCCAUUACUGUGACGAGUCUCGGCCUUGCUGUGACUAGUCUCGGCCUUACUCUGACUAGUCUCGGCCCUACUGUGACUAGUCGCAAAAUUGCUGCGACUAGCCGCAAAGUUGCAGUAACUAGGCGCGAAAUUACUGCGACUGGACGCAAAAUUACUGUGACGAGCCUCAGUCUUACUGUGACCAGUUUCAGCCUUACUCUGACGAGUUUCAAACUUACAUACUGGGACUAGUCUCGCGCUUACUGUGAUUAGUCUCGGACUCAAUGCGACUAGUCUCAAACUUACGGCGACUAGUCUCGCACUUGUUUUCGCGACUAGUCUCGCGCACACUGUGGCCAGUCUCGGGCUUGCUAUGGCUAGCUUCUGACUGGGUUCGUCGGGCUGUUCGAAUCUUAACACCAUCAGAAGCCGGCACCUGUGUACUCUGAUUGUGUUAAGAUUCGAACAGCCCGACAAACUCAGCCAGAGACUAGGCGCAGAAAAUUUGAGACUAGUCACAGCGAGCGCGAGACUGGUCACAGUAGAGCAAGUUGCUUGAGACUGGUCGCAGUGGGUCUCAGACUAGUCUGUCACAGUAAGUCUGAGACUAGUCACACUAAGCCUGAGACUAGUCCCAGUAAGUUUGAGACUAGCCACAGUAAUUUUGCGACUAGUCGCAGCAAUUUCGCGACUAGCCACAGCAAUUCUGCGACUGGUCGCAGCGAUUCUGCGACUAGUCACAAUAAGGCCGAGACUAGACGCAGUAAGCCUGAGACUAGUCGCAGUAACUGCCACAACUCCCACAACUCGGGCGCAAUUCGUCACAACUUCCACAGCUUGGAAGCCGUAAAGUCUAGCGCUUUCGUAGGUGUUUGGUCUUUCUGAAAUUGCUUUAACAUUUCAGUAAGCGCUGCCGUAGAGGGUGAGGGUAGCGCUUUGACAGCAGAGGUCGAAGAUGCCGAAAAAGCGAAUGCUCACUUGCAAGAUGAGUUGCAGAAAUUGCGAGCUGAGACGGUCCCCGUUGUCAGCGACCUAGCCAAGCGACGCUGCCACCAAUGCACCAAGAAGAAGCAGGAGAGUUCGAAAGAGGAUGAGAAACAAGCGCAGCUGUUUGGGCGAAAGCGCAGUAGACGCCCGAUGCCGGAUUCCGAAUCGGGCAAGAUGAAAACGAUAUUGUCUCGCAACAGAGAUACCAUUGCCAUUCGUGAUCAUAAGGGGGAAGAAGAAGGAGAAGAAAAAGAUGUUGCAGUUGGGGGAAAAAAUACCAUUUCUUCUUCAUCCGCGACUACUGCUUCGUCUCCUCGAGAGCAGAAGAGUAACAACAAACAGAAGAUGAAGAGUCGUCCUAUCAAGACCAACAAGAACAUUUUUCUGAUGCGAGACGAUAUCGCACCGGCAGAAAUUCAAGCCCUCGAGCGUGAGACCGCUGCCACCAUGGACGAAACACGCACUGUCUCGAGUGCAGCGAUCAGAGCAGACCAGCGCUUUAUGGAGAGGAAGCAGUUUUUGACUAGCAAGUUGGGAGAAGCAGAGGCUAAACCAGUUCUCGCGGCAUCUGCUCAGCAAGUGGCGACAGCAGAACGCAAGCUCGUAGCUCAGAAAACAGCGCGACUAGAUAGUCUGAAUGCCACACGAGCUGACCUCCAGAAACGAAAGGUGGAGCUCGCAGAUUACUUGGAAAGCCUUCGUGCGGAGCAGGAUGCGUGUGCCUGUUCGUGAAGAACGCCAGUUGGUCGUCUACUAUUCGUCGAGGUGAGGACGUAAAAGGAACAAGAAGUGAGGAACAAAGGUGCACAGAGACAGAACAAAGUGGAACGACGAAAACAAGUAGAAACUGUGUAGUUCAAGUUCUUGGCAGGAGAUGCACUGUUCGACGCAGUUAUGUUUCGUACGAUUCACUUUCACGAAGAUCAUUCGCUAGGUGGGGCAAGUAAAUACUUUGUUGUUUGAUACCAUGUAUAGAUCAUGAUCACAAUGAUGUAGAUGCAUAGUUAGAGGUGAUAAAAAAGGGGUUCCUAGAGUGUCAGCACCUGAAUUUGUCUGAUUUCUUCUCGUAGUUUUUCGAGGGCCAUAGUGAAGGAAUGAAAAAUAGCACUGUUUUUGCGCAAGUGGGACCCGCCAUCGCGGGAGUGAUAUCUCGAACAGAAGAUGGGACACGUAAAGUUGAACAGAGCCAGACCUUACACGACGAGAGCAAUGUCGUUACAAACGCACGUGCACUUAACACUCACACUAAUCCACAUGCUGAGUACCAGUACAGUGUAUGUAAUGCUCGGAGAAACAUCAGCAAUGAAGAGUUUAAUUUAGUUUUCACGGCUCGAUGGUGAACACACAAGAAGGGUGCCGUCCGCGUUUGUUUCUUCGUUAUGUCUUCGAUACCGUCGAUAAGGAUGAAAAUUCGCCUAUCUUUAUCUAAUCGACAUGCUGGGUAAUCGAGCGUUACUAUCGGC